AUGUCAACAGACCAACCACAACAACAACCAGAAGCCAUGCCAUCGUCGUCGUCGGCGGCGCAAAGGCAAGGAUCGCAACAACCGCAAUCGCAAUCGCAAUCGCAAUCACAGCCUCAAGAAACGAACGGUCACACCCAACAAACAUCAUCCUCAGGUCUAUUAUCCCAGUCACGAAACCAACAACCACCAUCGCCACCACCAGCAAACCAAACCCAAACUCAAACUCAAAAUAGUCAACAACAACCAGCCGAACCCUCCUCCUCUUCUUCCUUCGAACCCUCCCAACAACAACAACAACAACAAACUCAACCCCAACCCGCCGAAGAACAAGAACACCAAGAACAAGAAGAAGAAAUAACCCCAGGCCCCCGCGCCACCCGCCUCCAACAGCUCUUUAGUACCACCCUCCGACAUACACUCGACAAGAUCUCGCGCGACAACUUUGCGGCGUGUUACCCGACGAUUGCGGCGCGGGCGCCGGGGACGUUGGAGUUUGUGCAACGGCAGAUGGUGGAGCGGUUGGGGGUUCAGUGUGAUAAAGAAUUCAACUCCAUCUUGCACACAAGACAGGUGGUUCCCAAACUCAACGAGCUCGAGACGCUCGUCGGCGAAGCAAACAAGAGGAAACGAGAAGCUGGCGGUGAUGAUGCCACUCCGCCCGUACCACCACACACCCUCCCACCAUCCAUCAUCCUCUCCGCCCAUCUAUCUCCCCACCUAACAACCACCCACUCCUCUUUAACCACCACCCUACAACAAACCCAAGCCGAAAAUCACCAGCUGUUCCAGGAAAUCCAAGCGCAACGCGCAGAAAUCGAAGAGUUAUUGGCCGUGGUAGAAAAGGCGCUGAAGGAUGUCGAGGGGGCGAACGAGUUGUUGGAGGGCGUCGUGGAAAAGGGGUUGGUGGAGGAGACGAGGGGGGUAGAUGGGGAGAUUAGUAGUUCUAUUGGCGGCGUUGAUGGUAGGUAAGGUAAGGUAAGGAAGGGGGUUGGUGGAAUGGGCGAAGAGUUAUUGUGACAUAUGGGUUUCGGACGUGGAUUGACAGAGGAGGAAAGAGGAGGGAGAAAGAGGGUGUGAGUGUCGGUUGAGAGGGACGGAAAAGAGAUCAAGGACCACGGGAGAGAAGAAAAGUUGAGACGAGAAGAACGGAAGCAGUGGAGGAAAGUGAGUUCGACUGGAACCAAGAUGGGUUUAGCCAUGAUGCUUAUGAUGUGCUUGCAAAACAAGUAUAUCAACAUGGCGUCAGGGAGUUAGUCCAUCUCAUCAUCCACCGCUCUCUUUCUCAACACGGAGACAACCUGGAUUAGGGGUUAGAGUUAUCCGAAAUUCGGUCGUCAUGAAGUCGGUACCCAGGAAACAAACUACCUGUACCUACUGGCCAUGUCACGCUUGGUCCAGACUGUCUGACACGACGGUGUCAAGUUUUAUGAGUUGAAUCGGUUCUGGGAUGGACAAGAUGCAUCCUGUAAUUAUUCUCGGAUACUCAUAAAUAUCACAUUCAUCAAGAAGA
Messenger RNA from Neurospora crassa OR74A, 1510 nucleotides. RefSeq lists its product as hypothetical. Gene Ontology annotation, biological process: chromosome segregation. The transcript is spliced from 3 exons. The record is from RefSeq and is a predicted model, not a curated record. Gene Ontology annotation, cellular component: MIS12/MIND type complex. Bases 1 to 969 code for a protein of 322 amino acids. NCBI's taxonomy places the organism in Eukaryota, Fungi, Ascomycota, Sordariomycetes, Sordariales, Sordariaceae.